This is a messenger RNA of Cucumis melo (muskmelon), 2121 nucleotides long. RefSeq names its product calcium/calmodulin-regulated receptor-like kinase 1. Bases 615 to 1886 code for a protein of 423 amino acids. The transcript has 9 exons. Gene Ontology annotation, molecular function: protein kinase activity; ATP binding. The record is from RefSeq and is a predicted model, not a curated record. Gene Ontology annotation, biological process: protein phosphorylation. NCBI's taxonomy places the organism in Eukaryota, Viridiplantae, Streptophyta, Magnoliopsida, Cucurbitales, Cucurbitaceae.
UCAUUCCUUGCACGAGUUGAGUUCUUUCUUCACUUCAUUUCCUUCCUACCAAUUGCAAGAAUAAAACAAUUUUUCAAUGAAAAGAAACCCAAAAUCCCUAUGUCAAUUUUUUUUCAAAUCUUUCUCCUUUCUCUACUUGUCCUAAUCCAAUCCAACUCCAACUUCCCCGAGUUAAAACAACAGAAAAUAUUGUGCAAGACAGAUCGUAUUUCGACUCUGGAAUUACUUGAAUACCAUUUUCUUCUCUUUCUCCUCUCUACCUCUGAUUCCUUUCUCUGAGUUGCAUUCUUCGAAUCUCACUCCAUUUCCUCUCUUCCUCCUUCUUUUGCUUCAUUGCAACGCCACCACCCCCCAUCUCUCUCAAUUUCUCAUUUCUCUGAAACCACUUCCCUUCCGAGGAUUUGAGUAUCAGGUGAUCAUUAUUGUAGUUGAGAAUUUCGUAGGAAUGAGAUGCAGAUCAAGUGUUUGAUGAAUUAGAAGCGAAGAUAUUGAGAAAUCUGAAUGAUGUUAUGAUAAUUCAUGUUGAUAGGUUCAAUGAUGCUUUGGAGAAGAAGUGAACAGAUUGUAAUGGAUUAAGCCUAUUGGAUUGACAAUUGGGAAGAAAAAAGGAGGAGAUGAAAGGGGAGUCAUCUGGGCUGAUAAUUGGUAUUUCUAUAGGAGUUGUGAUUGGUGUUCUUUUGGCAAUUUUGGCUCUCUUGUGCUUUAGGUACCAACGCCGACGUUCCCAGAUAGGAAACAGCAGUUCCCGGAGGGCAACGACAAUUCCUAUCCGGAUCAAUGGUGCUGAUUCUUGCACUAUUCUAUCAGACUCAACUUUAGCUCCAGAAUCUCCUGUUAAAUCUGGCCACAAUGGCAUGUCCCAUUGGCUUGAUGGAUUCAGGAAAAGUAAUGUGGUUGCAGCUUCUGGGAUACUCGAGUAUUCUUACAGGGAUCUGCAAAAAGCCACAUCCAAUUUCACAACUGUAAUAGGACAAGGAGCGUUCGGACCCGUUUAUAGAGCUCAAAUGGCGAGUGGUGAAACUGUUGCAGUUAAGGUGCUUGCAACUGAUUCCAAACAAGGGGAGAAAGAGUUCCAAACAGAGGUUAUGCUACUGGGAAGGUUGCAUCAUAGGAAUCUCGUAAAUUUGGUUGGUUACUGUGCUGAAAAGUCCCAACAUAUACUUGUAUAUGUAUAUAUGAGCAAAGGAAGCUUGGCUUCUCACUUAUAUGGUGAGAAGAAUGAAUCAUUGAGCUGGGAUCUGAGGGUUCGUGUUGCAUUAGAUGUUGCACGGGGACUGGAAUAUCUCCAUGAUGGUGCAGUUCCACCAGUAAUACAUCGUGAUAUUAAGUCUUCAAAUAUUUUGUUGGAUGAUUCCAUGAGGGCUAGGGUUGCCGAUUUCGGGCUUUCCAGAGAAGAGAUGGUUGACAAACAUGUAUCCAAUAUCCGUGGAACUUUUGGGUACCUAGAUCCUGAAUAUAUAUCUACUAGAAAAUUCACAAAGAAAAGUGACGUUUACAGCUUUGGAGUAUUGCUUUUUGAGCUUAUAGCUGGCAGAACCCCACAACAAGGCCUUAUGGAGUACGUUGAACUUGCAGCAAUGACUUCAGAUGGAAAAGUUGGGUGGGAAGAAAUUAUGGAUGACCAUUUAGAUGGAAACUUUAAUGUACAAGAGCUGAACGAAGUUGCAGCUCUUGCGUAUAGAUGUAUCAAUCGUAGCCCUCGUAAACGGCCUACCAUGAGAGACAUCGUACAAGUUAUCUCACGAAUUAUCAACUUGAGGCUCGAGCAGAAGCAUCAUAGAAAAUCUCUGUCGGCCACAACAGAUGAAGUUUCCAUUGAUAUCGACCGCUCUGAGCACUUUAGAAAGGAUUCAAUGGACAGUGCUUCUGAUACCCAUGAAAUUUAGACCGUAGCUUUCCCGUUUUGGUUUUUCUCUUGAUUGUUUGUCUUGCGUUCUAUUCUCUUUGAUUUUGUGUAAGUAGUUGAUUCUUCCAUUUUUUUAAAAUCACCCUGAAAUUUUGUACAUUACUCAGAAUAGAGAGCUUUGUAAAGUUUCUUCAGUGUAAUGACUCACAAUUGUGAAAGAGAACUUUCCUUGAGUAGUUUGUGAAUGAAAGUAUCAAAAUAUUUUCUUUUUGUUA